AUGGCGGCGGAGGAGCAUGGCAUUACGCUCGAUGAGCUGGACGCGCAAGGGCCUGCGCCUAUGAGCUCGGGCGAUGCAGCUCUGCAUGCGAUGCUCGAGCAGCGGAAGCUGGCUGCCAAAGUGCCUGUGCCUACGUCGGACGUGCAGGUACGUGAACGUCUUCGUCAUUAUGGCGAGCCAGUUACGCUUUUUGGUGAGCGUGAGCCGGAUCGACGUGCACGUCUACUUCAGGUCCUGAUUGCACGGCAUGGGAAACAUGCUGUGAAUCUCUCCCAUGCGCCUACGCAGGGUGCGCAGGACGACCAGGACGACGAUGACGAGGAAGAGUUUUAUACCGAGGGGUCCGACGAUCUCUUACUAGCGCGUCGUCAUAUUGCGGCUUUUUCACUGUCGCGUGCCAAAGCACGUACGGCACAGCAGCGAUGGGAGGCGCAGGUGCCUUUGCAGGAUGUGGCCGCCAUGCGCAAAGCCGUUCUGGAGCCUUUGAAGACGUACCAAUCGCUCGGUGCACAAGUAGCGGGGUCGCGGCCCAUUUCCAUGGUGCGCUACUCGCCUGACUCGUCGAUGCUUGCGACGGGCAGUUGGUCCGGGGCAGCGGCGCUCUGGUCUAUGCCGAAUGCCAAGGCGAUCCGUACUUUGCAUGCUCAUGAGGAUCGCGUAGCUGGCCUGGCAUGGCACCCACAAGCGACACUCUCGCAGUCGAAAGAGAGUGUGAACCUGGCUACCGGCGCGGGCGACGGGCUUAUUUGUACUUGGUCGCUGGGAUCGGAGCAGCCUUUGCAGCGUCUUCAAGGCCACGAGGCACGUGUGUGUCGUAUUGCGUUCCAUCCCAUGGGACGGUAUCUAGCAAGUGCCUCGUUUGAUGGGACAUGGCGUAUGUGGGAUGUGGAACGUGGCACAGAGCUCCUUUUGCAAGAAGGCCAUAGCCGCGAAGUGUAUGCGGUGGAUUUCCAAAACGACGGUGCUCUUUUGGCGUCAGGCGGAUUGGAUGCGAUUGGUCGUGUGUGGGAUACACGUACGGGACGCACAGCCAUGGUCCUAGAUGGGCAUGCCCGCGAAAUUCUGUCCAUGGCGUUUGCGCCGAAUGGCUACCAAGUGCUCUCCGCCUCAGGCGACGAUACGGUGCGCGUUUGGGACCUACGAACGCUCAGCAGCCUAUAUACCAUUCCCGCGCACAGGAGCUCGGUAGCGGAUGUGCGGUUCUUCCAGGCGGCGGAUGAACGUCCACGUAGGCCUGUGCCUUGGUGGCAGGAGGAUGCCCAGGAGGAUGUCUCAAUGGAUGUGGACGUGCAGCCGACGUCGACGCCGACGCCGACACUGCGCCGCUCUGGCACGUACUUUGCUACAGCCGGGUACGAUGGAUAUGUCAAGCUUUGGAGUGCCGAUGAUUGGCAGCUUGUCAAGUCGCUCAGUGGCGACGCUGGCAAAGUAAUGAGCGUCGAUAUCAGUGCGGAUGGCCAGUACCUCGCCAGUGGCGAAUGGGCUCGCACGUUUAAGCUAUGGGGCGCACUGUAG
Molecule: messenger RNA, 1515 nt
Organism: Malassezia pachydermatis
Lineage: Eukaryota; Fungi; Basidiomycota; Malasseziomycetes; Malasseziales; Malasseziaceae
Product: wd40 repeat-like protein
Exons: 4
Coding region: 1-1515 (504 amino acids)
Biological process (GO): mRNA splicing, via spliceosome
Cellular component (GO): U4/U6 x U5 tri-snRNP complex
Molecular function (GO): protein binding; U4 snRNA binding; U6 snRNA binding
Source: RefSeq, a predicted model, not a curated record